CCUUCUUUCUAGAGAUCCUCAUUCAUUGAGACUCUCAGCCGCACAGAGGAGCUCCAACAGACCACCUGCACCCCCUCUGCUCCUCCCCACCCAGGGGGCUGCUCACUGGAAACUGAUAGAAAGUGGCAAGAGAGCCCACCUUUAGCCCACCUCGCAGGCUGUCUUGUGUUUCCCUGGGACGUACAAAGGAAAGGGGGAGAGUAGAGAGAGAUCCGCGGAGGAGCAGAGGCAGGAAAGAAGAUGCACAUUAACCAGGAGACUUCCACCAGCAAAGGAACACCAACUCGAGAUGUAAUUCUGGUCUCCACUAUCCUUACCCUCAGCCUGAGCCUCACCAUCAUUAUGUGUGGGAUCUGUCAGUGGUGCCAGCGUAAAUUGGGGAAACGUUAUAAAAACUCUCUGGACACCGUGGGGACGCCAGAUUCCAGCCGUGGUGUUCGCAGUGAGAAGAAGACAUUAAAUGACCUAGACAAAGACUUUUGGAAUAACAAUGAAAGCACAACCCACCAGAAAUGGAGCUCCUACCCUCCCAAGGAGUUUAUCCUAAACAUUUCACCUUACGCCCCCUAUGGUGACCCAAGGCUGGCCCUCAAUGGCACUGUGUUAUCCGGUAGUAAGUCAGCUGCAUGUGGCACUUCUGGUUUGCUGGAGAAAGAUGGCCGGCUGGGGGACAAGCAAUUUCGCUGUGACAGCAUGAAGAUCAGUAUGUCUUCCCAAAGCCACCACAGCGAACCAGUUCUGGGCAAGCCGGGGAGAGGCCGAUGGAACACAGUCCAAAGCCACCUAGCAUCUGGAAAUCUCAGUCGAAACAAUUUUGAGGACCCUACCCUGAAAGCAGCCACUACCCUCGACCAUAUCCCCAUCUCUGCAGAUAUGAAGUGUCAGCGUCCUCGCACGCUGCUCCGCCAGCAGAGUCUCCAGCAACCUCUUAGCCUCAACCAGAAGCACAAUCACUACCAACCCACCACCAGUCAGAGCCUUGGUCAAUUACAGCUGCAGAACCAGCCUCCAUCAUCCAGCAGCAGUAACACCAGCAACCCUCGCCCGGCACCAACAGGUCAGACCAGGCCGCCAACCUCAGCCGGAUCUAAGUACCGAACAGCAGGCAUCAGGACCCGUAACAACGCAGGCAGCUUGGACUAUGUUGUUGGUGAGAUUCGCAAUCGAGGCCUGGACAUGAAAUCUUUCCUGGAAGGUCGCAUGGUAGUGCUGUCCUUGGUGCUGGGACUCUCCGAGCAGGAUGACUUUGCCAAUAUCCCUGACCUGCAAACCAACGGGUCCCAACAGAACCAGAACUCUCAGGGCGACAAGAGAUUACCAGCAGGAACAAAAACCACAAAUGCAUCAGGAGUGCCGGGACAGGCACAGCCAGACGAAGCUGAACGGAAAAAUGAUCAGCGAUCUUCCGUUUCAGAUCUGGUGAACUCUUUAACAAGCGAGAUGCUUAUGUUGUCUCCAGGUUCAGAUGAGGAAGAUGGCCAUGACAGUUCAGGACGGGAAACCCUGGGACGUAUUCAGUUCAGCGUGGGAUAUAACUUUCAGGAGUCCACUCUUACUGUCAAAAUCUUGAAGGCUCAGGAGCUGCCUGCCAAGGACUUCAGUGGCACCAGUGACCCUUUUGUAAAGAUCUAUUUACUGCCCGACAAGAAGCACAAGCUAGAAACUAAAGUGAAGAGGAAAAACCUCAACCCGCACUGGAAUGAGACCUUCCUCUUUGAAGGAUUCCCUUAUGAGAAAGUGGUGCAGCGAGUGCUUUAUCUUCAGGUUUUGGAUUAUGACCGAUUCAGUAGGAAUGACCCCAUUGGAGAAGUAUCCCUCCCCCUAAACAAGGUAGACCUCACACAAAUGCAGACCUUCUGGAAGGAGCUGAAACCGUGCAGCGAUGGAAGUGGAAGCCGCGGGGAGCUGCUCUUGUCCCUCUGCUACAAUCCAUCCGCAAACUCAAUCAUUGUCAAUAUAAUCAAGGCACGGAACCUGAAAGCUAUGGACAUUGGAGGAACCUCAGACCCUUAUGUCAAAGUGUGGCUCAUGUGCAAGGACAAGAGAGUGGAGAAGAAGAAGACUGUGGUCAUGAAGCGUUGCUUGAACCCUGUAUUUAACGAAUCUUUUAUCUUUGACAUCCCCACUGAGAAGCUUCGGGAGACAACUAUCAUAAUAACUGUCAUGGACAAAGACAAGCUUAGCCGUAAUGAUGUGAUCGGCAAGAUCUAUCUGUCUUGGAAGAGUGGUCCUGGAGAGGUGAAGCACUGGAAGGAUAUGAUUUCUCAUCCCAGAACAGCUGUAGCACAGUGGCACCAACUCAAAGCUUGAACUGAUGGCCUCUCUGCACUCGAUCAUCUCCUGCAGUCUUCGGUUACAUCCAACCAAAACCAACGCAUUGGCCUCGCUCUUACUGUCUGCACAUACAGCCUGCAGGCUUCACCAAGGAACCGUCAGCUUGGAACUCUGGGUAACAGGAAGCCCCAGGGCCAGUCUGUGCCAUCUGCAGCUCACAGGAUUGCUCAAAAACUUUCCUUAUACUUGUUACAAUAGGCACAGCUGCGGUUUUCCUCCUGGCCUCACGAAGCGUGGCAACCCAUCGCAGUGUUACAGAGACAUUAAGAAAGGCGGGAUUAUUCCAUGGGAAGCCUUUCUAUAUGCUGCAGGGUCUGCAAACUUUCCACAGCUUCUUCAAAUAUGUGGCAGCCACAGAAGCACAUCAGAGUGUGUAUGAUGGUCGCCGUAUAACAACUCACUUUUUUGUAGUGGUGCGAAGGUGAGAUAAACCCUAUAAUAUUUUUUGGGGGUUAUAUUUUCUUUAUAGAAAGCAGAGAUAUUGAGCAAUACCAGUUAUAUUGCUUUUUAGAGACCUCUGUUAGGUGCCAUUUGUUGGAACGUGGAGGUAGAGUUAGGACGAAUUUCGCUCCACAGACUCUUGGCCGUACAUGCGUGGUUGUCAAUGUCCAGUGUGUGUAAAGCAGUGUAGGUGUGUGCGCAAGAGAGAGUGUUCUUUUUAUUUCCCACAACCACUUACAACUCACCUCCUUUCUUCAUCUCCUCCCCUUUGCAGGCCAGGAUGAUGCUCUGGUAAACCUGCACAUCUUUGUACCGUGAUUCUUUGUAGUUUUCUUUGUUUGUAGCCUAUAUUUUUCAGUUUUUCACAAAAUAGGUUAUUUUUCAGAGUUUCACAAAAAAAUUAGAAAACACAAAAAAAAAAAGUAAGCCACAGACAAUGUUGUAUUAUAGAAAGGGACUCUGAGCCAAGGUUCUCACUUUAUAUUGAUUUCAUAGAGUGUUGAUGUUGAAUAGCCAUCCACCACUCUGCUGUCACAGAGGUCCAGAAUUCAUUGAGUUCAGUUCUCUCUGACAGCAGGAGACCUACCAUGAGCAAGUUCAGAGCCAAAGAGAAUGUUUCAUGUUAUGGUUAAUGGAGCUCAGUAUUCCCAGCCUCCUGGAAGGAAAGAUGGAUGAGACACAGGUCCUUCUCUUCUGGUGAUCACACAGUGUGACCUGUAUCUAUCAGGGACCCACUUGCCUUCUGAGCAUCACCAGCCAAAUUGAGUCUUCCAGUAUGAGGCCUUGGAUUUGCCUAGGGUCUUUCAUUUUCCAGGCUCCUGAGACCCUUGUAUAAAAUUACAAAAACUUAUUGAGUUGUAAGUUUGACCUGCUGACUAUGGUGUCUGUGUGGAAAUAAAGGGGGAAAACAAAUGUGCUUAUUAAAAGUGAAA
Molecule: messenger RNA, 3707 nt
Organism: Pelobates fuscus (common spadefoot toad)
Lineage: Eukaryota; Metazoa; Chordata; Amphibia; Anura; Pelobatidae
Gene: SYT7
Product: synaptotagmin 7
Exons: 13
Coding region: 241-2310 (689 amino acids)
Biological process (GO): cellular response to calcium ion; calcium-ion regulated exocytosis; regulation of dopamine secretion
Cellular component (GO): plasma membrane; synaptic vesicle
Molecular function (GO): calcium ion binding; calcium-dependent phospholipid binding; phosphatidylserine binding
Source: RefSeq, a predicted model, not a curated record